This is a messenger RNA of Brassica napus (rape), 981 nucleotides long. RefSeq names its product adrenodoxin-like protein 2, mitochondrial. The record is from RefSeq and is a predicted model, not a curated record. The coding region runs from base 208 to 789 and encodes 193 amino acids. Lineage: Eukaryota; Viridiplantae; Streptophyta; Magnoliopsida; Brassicales; Brassicaceae. Gene Ontology annotation, cellular component: mitochondrion. Gene Ontology annotation, molecular function: 2 iron, 2 sulfur cluster binding. The transcript has 8 exons. Gene Ontology annotation, biological process: P450-containing electron transport chain.
UGGUUCGGUUUUGACUGGUCUGAGCCGGUUUAGAGAAACAUAAGUCGGAAAAAGGAGUAAAACCAGAAGGGAAGGUGGAAGUUGAGACAGAGGAGGAGGUUGUCCUUUUGUGUCAACGAACCCUAAAUCCUCUUCUUAGCCUUCCUCCAUCGUCGAAUCUGAUUUUAAAAAAAAAGUAGAGAAACAUUUGGCGGCGCCAAGAUCAUCAUGCUCUUCCAUAGGCUCUCAAGAUUGGGUUUUCGCAUUACCAAAGAGAGGCAUUUCUCAGUAUGUGGGAGUAGGAUUCUACAGAGAUCUUAUGGCCAAUAUCUGCAUUCUUCGGCUGUAACACAGACGCAAACUAGGACUUUUCAGCAAGCCUUUUUCUCAAAUAAUCAUAAUCUGUGUACGUCCUUCAGCACUUCCUCUGAGAAAAGCGGUGAAGAAACAGAAAAGAUAAACGUUAUCUUUGUUGAUAAAGAUGGAGAGGAGAAUCAUAUCAAGGUCCCAGUUGGAAUGAACAUCCUUGAAGCUGCCCAUGAAAACGAUAUAGAACUCGAAGGGGCGUGUGAAUGUUCUCUGGCGUGUUCGACGUGCCAUGUGAUUGUUAUGGACACGGAGUACUACAACAAACUGGAAGAACCAACAGAUGAAGAGAACGAUAUGCUGGAUCUUGCUUUCGCCUUAACAGAAACGUCGAGGUUGGGAUGUCAAGUGAUAGCAAAGCCAGAGAUAGAUGGAAUACGCUUAGCCAUUCCUUCAGCCACCAGGAAUUUCGCAGUUGAUGGGUUUGUUCCAAAACCUCACUAAAGCCAAUUUCAAAGUCUCUCACACCAGACUAUUCUUUUGUUUUCAGUGAGUUGAGCUGAGAGUUAGUUACACUUUUGUUUAUUAUCCGAAAAUACCAUAAUACAUGAUAAAACCUUAAGGAGUUUGUAAUUCAGAAGGUGAGAUUUCACAGUUAUCAAGCAUUAUAAAACUACAAUAAGCUUCAUAAACUUA